AUGUCAUUCAUUGGUCGAGAAAGAAUAAGUUCAAAUCAUAGUGUAACUCCACAAAAAAACAAUCGAGUAAAUAAUAACACAAUUAUCAAAAAUGAAUUAUUAGAUGAACAAAAAGCAGAAAUUAGAGAAGCAUUUCAAAUGUUUGAUAUGAACGGUGAUGGAUGUUUAGAUUAUCAUGAAUUAAAAGUUGCAUUUAGAAGUUUGGGUUUUGAUUUAAGUAAAAAAGAAGUACUAGAUAUUAUUAAAGAGUACGAUAUGGAUGACUCAAGAUUGAUAACUUAUGACAAUUUCUACAAAACAGGUAUGUAUAUGAGAAAAUGAGAUGUUGGGGGUUGAUACUAAUGUUAUUUUAGUCGGAGAAAUGAUAAUUCGAAGAGAUCCAAUUGAAGAAAUAAGACGAGCUUUCAAAUUAUUUGACGUAGAUGGUACUGGUUCAAUAAGUUUAAGGAAUUUAAGAAAAGUAAGUAAGGAUCUUGGUGAAAAUUUGACUGAUGAGGAAUUACAAGCUAUGAUUGAUGAAUUUGAUUUUGAUGAAGAUGGGGAGAGUACGUAAGGAUGCAAAAACACUGUAAGGAUGUAUAAACUGUCAGGAUGCAGAAAAACUGUAGUAAAACAGUAAGUAUGCGAUAUAUCAGUCAGGAUCCAACAGUACAGUAAGAAUGCAAUUUAAUUGAUUUAAUACUAACCAAUUUCAGUUAAUGAAGAAGAGUUUAUUAGAAUAUGUACUGAGUAAAUGUAAUAUUAAUAUAAGAAACUGUGUUUUUAUGAUUCAAAAAGAUAUACCAAACAACAAACACCAGUCUAAAAGUCAUAUUCUGUUUAAAAUGUAGCUAAGUCAUGGCUCUGUUGUUAAUACUCUCUAAUAUGGUGUAAAUGUUUCAUCUGAAACACAAUUGGUAGCUAUUCUAUUAUUUUGUAGUGUUUUAAUCGAAUUGAAAAAUUUUAUACUUAGAUUCACCAGGGUAUUAUUGAUUCAUUAUGUCAUGGGCAGUUAGAAAGAAUAGAUUUAUGAGAGAUAUCUCAAAAUAUACAGAAUCACAUAAGAAAGAAAUAAUUAAAAUGAAACAAAUAACAUCCAUGCCAACUUUCCAAAAUUUUUUCCCAGAUAAAUUACCAAGAUCAAAACAAAAAACUCAAUUUGAAGCAGGUAUAAUUGAAGGAGAUUUUGCAUAUAUUUCACAAGGUAAACAUAAAGGUAAAAUUGCACAAGUUUUAAAUUAUUCAACAGAAUAUGAUACUGUUGCAUUAUCAAAUAUUACAUCACAAAAAUUAUUACCAAAGACAUUUUGGCCGGAGGGUCAAACUUCUCAUGUAAUGGAAUUUCCUGAUUUCAUACCUAGAAAAGAUAUCAAAGUUGCCGGGAAGGAAAAAGUAGAUGAGAAGAUUAAUUAUAUAGUAGCUGAUGAAAUAGUAUUGAAGGAUAAGUAUUAUGAUGAAAGGUAUAAGAAAUGGAUUCCUCGUCGAUUCAUAAAACAUCAUGAAAAUAUAGAAAUCCCAUGGCCGAAUCCGUCAAAUGUCCUUGAAGAUAAUGAAUUGUCAACUCCUGAGGAAAUAGUAAUGGAAAAAACAUUUGAAUUUCAAUCAAUUGGAAAAUCUCCAAUCCCAUCUGAUUGUUUAAAUGAGUUAAGAAAUCCAUAUUCAAAAUACAAGAUUAAGAAAUUGGAUGGAUUACAAGUUUCAAAAUUAAAUGGUGUUGAAAUGCCAAUGACUAAAGAACAAAAAAUAUGGAAAUUAAAACAAGAAGAAAAACCAAAGAAAGAAUUAGUUCCUUUGAGUGAUGAUAUUAAAGAAUUUAUUGGUGAGAAAAUGGCUAAUCAUUUGAAUAAGAUUGAAUCUCCUGAAUUGAAAUUACAUUUAGAACAUUUAAGUAAAUUGAGAAAUAGAGAUUUUGAAAAUACAAUGAAAAAGAUUAAUGGUAAUAACUUGUAA
Insectozyma verbasci is the source of this 1929-nucleotide messenger RNA. NCBI's taxonomy places the organism in Eukaryota, Fungi, Ascomycota, Pichiomycetes, Serinales, Debaryomycetaceae. The record is from the annotation of a GenBank genome assembly.